UUUGUAAAGCAGAGUUGGCUUAGAUUAUUGUUUGUUGCUUAUGGUGAACUAAAAUGUAAUUACUAAAAAUUCGAAAUUUCGCCACCAUUAAAAAUAGCGGCUAUCCUCGCCAUUCGAAAAAAUCGUUGCAAACUAUUUGUGAAAAAACGGCCAAAAUAUGGGGAAAAAGGGUGGAAAGGGAGGAAAGAAGGGAAGGAAGACCAUGGCUAAAUCCAUAUUCGUCCCUGCUCCGCCAGAUGUUCCAGCUAAGCCUGCUUUUAAUAGAAGUCUUCCACUGUACUCCUUUGACCUGGUUGUGACUCGCUUGGAAGUAACGGGCGUGGCACUAACAGAUCCCCGAAAACUGGUGGUGAAGGUCAGUUUCGGGGACAAUGACCUCUCGUUAACUGCUAGUCGGACCAAUGUGAGCGCAUUCAAGCCAGAUGCCAGUAUGAUCUUCCAGUCGGUGCCAAUGGAGUUGUCCACGAAACUCCAGGAGAACGGCAUUGCCUUUGAGGUGGUGUACGAUGAAAUAAUGAUUGGCAAGGGAAAGGCGGCUCUCCCCAAAAGACUUACCAACAACGUCGGCUGGAACAUGAAGGAGUUCAACUAUACGAGCACCUGCUCCCUGGCAACUGUGGAAAAGCCGGAUAUUCAAAUCGGUGCUUUAGAAUUCCUGUGCAAGCUGUUCAUCAAGUGCAGUGAUUAUGCCAGGAAGGGAGAAACGUGCAAAAAUCUGGACAGGAAUAUCAGCCCAAAUGACAUUGUAUUUGUUAUUGGCAAAUCAGCAAAUAGUCCCACCGAUUGCGAUGGCUGCAAGGGUGUCCUCGAAGCCGAGGCUAGAAAGGAACAGCAAAAGGACUAUUCCAUUAGUCAAGAUCCGCGUUGUGGCUAUUAGUAAGAAAACUUUAGGCUCUAAUUUUAAAAAAUAUAGUGAAUUUCAAAAAGGCA
Messenger RNA from Drosophila bipectinata, 930 nucleotides. RefSeq lists its product as uncharacterized. The record is from RefSeq and is a predicted model, not a curated record. Lineage: Eukaryota; Metazoa; Arthropoda; Insecta; Diptera; Drosophilidae.